Molecule: messenger RNA, 20807 nt
Organism: Podarcis lilfordi (Lilford's wall lizard)
Lineage: Eukaryota; Metazoa; Chordata; Lepidosauria; Squamata; Lacertidae
Source: the annotation of a GenBank genome assembly
UGCCAAGCUGGAACCGGCUUCACCUUUGACGUCCAGUUGGGUGUGUCUGUGGAUACUAUUUUAAGCUUUGCUUGCAAACAGCGUCUCAGAGAUAACUGAGAGUAGCGGAGCUGUACUAACUACAGCUAUUCAGACUGUACAGAAAUGGAUACCAAAUCUUCAGGACCAGCUCCCGUCGGCACAGCGCCUGAAAAUAUUCCUUCAGGAGUGGAUGUUUUCAGAACCAUACCGUAUGCCUUGAUUCUGCCAGAGCUGGUAAGUCAAACGACUUCCUUUAAUUAUAGUUAUUUGAUUCCAUAUAGUAUAAUGCAGUUCAUGUAUGCUCCUUGUAGCAUUUAUGCAUGGCCGGGAGUUUUGGCUUCUGGCAUGGGCAUGAAAUAUGCAGAUUGAUACACACACACACACACACACACACGUGUACAUAGAUAAUCCACAAAAGGAAAUCCAUUGCACAUCAAAAGGUCUCCACACAUCUCACUUACUGGAUCAGAGAAUGCAAGCUUAAAGCUGCUGUGCAUCUGAAUUUGCACCAGCGUGCCAAUCUGAUUGCUAUCCAUCUGCAUCACUGUUGCUUUCAAUGGGCCCUGAAAUUAUUUUAAAAUAUUUUUGGAGCACCUAUUCCGAUUAUUCCAAGGAUAUUGAUGUUGCAAUCUGUUGGGAUAAAACCUGGAUGGCAAAGAUCCCAAGAAUUGGGGCUUUUGAAAAGGACAGGCACUCAAAAGAUGGGAUCCCUAAGGGAGGAUGCAGGAAACUCACAACUCCCUGGAAAGUAUGCAGGUCAGGUGCAGUGGAAGAAGUCAGGCUGGAGAGAGCCAGUUUAGAUCAGUGAUCUCCCACCAACUGUGAACGUAGCACCUUGCCUGUAUGUCUCUUGUCCUAUUUGUCAGAAAGGAGCUCAAGAGGUACAGCAGUACAGAAAAUGAAACCAGGAUUAGUUUAGUAGUAUUGCUCACUUGCCCUAUGUGAGACAGAGAGCAACAGAACGGAGUCAUUUUGAGCAAGAGAAGAGAACAAUGGUGUUUUGAAAGUGUGAGGCAGCUUUAACUCAGACCAUCAGUCCUUCGAACUCAGUACUGCAUUCUCUGCCUGGCAGCAGCUCUUGUGGGCCCUGGGAAGAGGCAUUUGUUAUCCCCUACAACAUGGCCCCUUUACGUGGCAAAGCCAGGGUUUGGAGGGCAUCGCUUUUGACUCUCCAUAGUUAUCUUGUUCCAAAAAUGCAAAGAGAUUCCCAGUUGAUUGACCAUGUUGAUGAAACACCAACUGACCAUGCUAGACUCUUAAAAGAAGCAAUCAACCUCAGAAAGCAAAGCUAAUUGAGCAGCCAUCCACAAUGCUGUUUGAUGCUCAGUUUGACUCUCAGGGACUCGGGAGCAAACCAGUCCUCUCUAGUCCCUAUUCAUCUCCUUGAGGCUGAUUGCUGUGAGGACAUGUUCUGCUCCUGAAAGGUUCUGUCUGACCAGUUAUCUUACAAAUAAACUUGGAGUGAAUAGCAUAAUGAUUAGAUACAUUUUAGGCUUGGCUGAGCUGCAUAUGGUACCAAGGGGUUGAACCAGGAGUAUUCACAAGUUAGACACCAGCGUUUUUUUAAGCUUAACUAAUGUGGUUUGCAGUUAAUCGGACAAGGUUGGGGUUUUGGCCAUUUACCUGGGACCUUGGUUUGAGUGUCAAUUACUCAGUUUGGGAGGGGGGUGGCAGAAAACAUGGAGUUUGUAGCACAAAACUAGCACAAAACUUUGGCACCUGUCUGGAGUCCAUUGGAAAAGGUUGGUUUUUUUGGCAUUAAAAUUGUGACCCUGUGUCAAUUACUCGGUUUGAGGUCUGGCACGAAAUGUGGGGAUUCGUGGCACAAAAUGGCACAAAACUAGUGCUAAACUUUGGCAUCAGGCUGCAGGGGAAUCCAGAAUUUUGGGGUCACACGGUAAUGAAGCUGUUGAUUUAUACAGGUGAGAGGAGCAGGCAGAUUUAAGUAACUGGAACUUUGGGGACAGAGUUCUGCUAGCUGACAUGCAAAGCAGAGAGGUCCAAAAUCAGCUGCACUAACCAUCCCCAAACAUAUUCUUACACACAUUUAUCUGGAGGUUCAUCUAUUGAUUCCAAGAGUUUCCUUUCAAGUCCGCAUACUUUGGGUAUGAGCCCAUGAUACGGAAAACGUGGCAGAGAAACUCAAGAGCUUCAGCCCAUUUGCGUUCCCCGUGAGCUUUAUGACGUGUGGACUUUAAUGCUGUCGGACUUUGCCUCUGAUAAGUGAAGGACCUCUUGAGCGAAGGUUGCCUUCGUCACAAAUCCAGCAAAUUACAAUAAAUGCCCCAAUGGCGCUGAUGACAAAGACUUCGCAAGAAGAAAUCUCUGCGCUCUGAAAUGGAAAGCCAGCGCUCCUGUGAUAUGACUGACACACCUUACUUACCUAAUGGUUAUGGAAUGCCCAUUAAGGAGUGUGCCAAGCAAUGCAUUUUCAGUUAAAAGGAUGACAUUGAGGUGGGGGCAGAUCAGAGGAACAGCGGCUGCUAACAUAGGGUUACCAGACGUCCCUGGAUUUGCAAAUCUGUCCCCGGACAAAUUCCAUCCCUGGAAUGUCCCCAAAUUUGCAAAUCUGUCCCCGGGAAAUGUGGCAGCGGCAACCUCAGCAGCCCGGAGCCAGCCUGGUAGUGCAGUUGGCUCUGGCUGGCUUCAGGAGCUGCUCGCUGCCAUGGCACCUGCCAUUUUUCCUCGCCGGAAGUCCCCAUAUGAUGUGUCUUGUGCGCAUAGGAUGUGUCUUGUGCAAUCUCCUGCCCCCUUCCCCCUUUGUUUUGACUGAUCAGGGAGGCUUGGGAGUUGUGGGCGGGCUGCCGUUGCCCAGUUUUUUAAAAACUCUGUGCAUUUGUGUUUCACAGGGUGUGAAAGAAGGGCUUUGCACCUUUAUGCAGUAUGCAUGUAUACUUGGGCCCAGGGUCUUUUGCCUCACCAUCCCCACUACUGACUCCCUGUUGCUACUCAGCUUCAAAAAAAGAAAAAGGAAAAAAGUGUCCCCGGAUUCAUUGAAAAAAAUCUGGUAACCAUAUGCUAACAGGCAUGGGGGAAAGUGGCAAAGCCUUGGAGCUUUCUUUUCUUCCACAAACCUUUUUAUACUCUGCGAAAUGGGCAGUGUUCAUAUCAGAACUGUUUGUGUGCACCACAAAAAGUUUUGGCUUCUUUGUUUGGAAGAUUGGGCAGAUUAAUGGAUCCAAAUGGCAAAGGUCUAUCAGAUGAGGAACACAGAAAGCUGACCUACUGUGGGGCCCUUCAGACAGCGGUUUUGUUGCAGGUGUCUACCUACUGCAACAUGCUAUUGAUAUAAUAAAUAUAUAUAUAUUUUUUUAUUUAUACCCCACCCUUCCUGGUUCAGAAAACCGGGCUCAGAGCGGCUAACAACAAAUUUAAAACACUUAAUUGAUGAAACAAAAAACAGCAUAAAAUACAGUAUAAAAUGUGAAUAACAAUAAAUUCAGCAUUCAAAAAUCAAUUUGGGGGGAAAUCCAUUAGAUGAUAACCAGGGCUAGCUGGCUAAAUUAGUCCUAUCCGGGCCAGUGAGGAGACCGGGGGAGAAUUAGCUGUGGGAUCCCAGAGUGGGUAAUCUUCAUAAAAAGAGGAGGGGAAGGGAAGGAAGGAAGGGGAAUAAAAGAUCAGGCUAAGUUCAAAUUGAAAGCCAGGCAGAAUAGCUCUGUCUUACAGGCACUGAGGAAGGAAGUUAAAUCCUGCAGGGCCCUGGUCUCAUGGGACAGAACAUUCCACCAGGUUGGAGCCAUCACUGAGAAGGCCCUGGCCCUGGUGGAGGAUAAUCUGACUUCCUUAGGGCCUGGGACCUCUAAACUAUGAUUAUUCAUGCACCUUAAGGUCCCCUGCGGUGCAUACCAGGAGAGGCAGUCCCGUAAAUACGAGGGCCCUAAGCCACAAAGGGCUUUAAAGGUCAAAACCAGCACCUUAAACCUGACCCGAUACUCCAUUGGGAGCCAGUGCAACUGGUAAUGAAAUGGUCAUGCAUUUCAUUUAUAUGGAUUUAUAUGGGACUUGUCCACACAUCAUUUUGCUUUAUUAGAUGUUCUGCGGUGCUUCCCCAGUGCUAGUGCAUCUGGCGGGGCUCUCUUGCAAUAUAGUGCAAUAAAAGCAGGACAAAACAAACAAACAAUAACCACCUCCAGAACAUCUGUGGUGCAGUUGACUUGCAAUGCACACAUAUCUAACUUGCACAAAUUCAGCCUUACGUGUUUGGCCUAAAAUAAUAAAGAGGGAACAAGUGUCCAGGGAAACAAAUGUUAGCAAUGCCACCCACUAUUGCACUCACCUGGGGAGAGAGUUCAGAGGUGCAGGGAGUGUGUCCCGCAGCCUUUGGGGGCUUUCAUGCCUUGCUUGAGAGCUUCUCAGAGGCAUCUCUUUGCCUUUUUAAGGAAAUAGGUUGGAUUAGACGGGCCUUUGGCCUCUCUGUUAUGUUCUUAUGAACAGUAAUAGAAUGUGGUGGGUGCAACUGAGGAAGUUAAAUCCAACCGAGUCCCACUGAAAAGCAUUCCUCUUGUGCAGUUUCUUGUAAACAUAAGUGGAGCUUGUGCAAGGAGGAUCUGCAAUAGCUUAUGCCUUUACUUACAAAAGUGUAUCUCUCUGUAUAUUUUUCAUUUCAUGCAGACCACAGUGGGCUUACAGGACUUUUCUCAAAGAAAGAUCCUAAAUUUUGCAAACAAAAUAACGUUCUAGGUAAAGAUGCUUAAAAAAAUUGUAUACAACCCUGCUACAGGAUCGAAGCAGAGAGCUUCUGACUUUAAUCUCAUGGGCUUAGAUAAUAAUUAGGAUUCUGCCAGUGGAAACAUCCUCUGAGCGGAAUGUUACCUGCUGGAUGCUCACACCAGUAGAGGCAAAGUCCACCAAUUCCCCCUUUCCUCUGUAGCCUAUUGAUCCUCCCCGACUAAAAUGUGUUUGGGAGGUUUUGGGGACCGUCCUGAGCAGUAUUUUGAAACGGAAGGCCUGAUUUCACUUCUGCGUGACCCACCCUUGAGAACCUGUCUGGUUGCUUCUCAACAAGGGUGGGUCUGUGCCUCUCUUGAAAGCGAUCCUUCCUCAUCAGCCCUCAGUGGGGAGUGUAGGUCUGAGUAAGCAGAAGCUAAGAGAUACCUGUUAGUGGAUAUGAAAAGCUCAAUGCCAGAUUCCCCCCAACCCCACCCCUUGUUGUCACUGAAAUGGUAGCUCUGGCUCAGGGUAGGUCUCUGGGAACACCUUUGUGAAAUAUGUGCAUAUUUAUAGCGGCUGCUCAAGUAGGUAUGCAGGAACUGACAUCCUAAGAGAAUUGUGAGGCUAGGUUCUUCUUGAAGAAUUAAUGAUCCAGAAAACUCAUUGCCUGUUCAUAAUGAAAUGUUUGCACAAAUCAUAUGAAGUAUGUCCUAUAGAUAAACACAGGUUCUUUUUGUUUUUGUUUUAAUUUUCUCUCUGUGCCAAUAUCUGUCUCCUGAAUUAGGCUUCACAGGUGUACAUAUUUUACCUGUACAUUUUGCCCCACACAGUAAAUAGCAUCUUUUUCUUUCUUUUUUAUGGGGGAUUAAAUUGUCCUUCUCCAUUGCCGUGGUCCCAAUCCAACACCACAACACCACCACAUGGCUGCUAUUAGUUUUUAAAAACUGCGGGGGUUGUAUCUCUGGAUUUGCAGCACCAUGAUCUAUUUGGGUGGUUGUUGCCAACCCAAUCAGAACACUGGAAUCUACUAAGACAGGUCAUUGGUCCAUUUUGCUCAGUAAAUUGUCUAUGUUGAUUUAUAGUAGCUCUCCAAAGUUUUGGACAGGGAUCUUUUUCGUCCCAUUCUAGAAAUGUCAGAGAUUAAACUCACAGAAUCAUAGCCCAUUCCCUAUGGAACUGAGGGUAUAAGAUGCCUGAUCUAUCCUGUGUAUAAACACCCUACUCCAGUCCAGAGUUUCUGUGCGUGCUGUGAAGUUCACACUUAGCUCCUAUGCUUGCAGAUGUUCCCACUCACUUCAUUUACAGUGUAAGAUGUCCAUACCCAAAUAGUUCAUGGAAUCUUUGCUAUUCGGCAUUAAGCAUGGUGCAACACAGUCAUGGUCUAUGCCGUUAAGCUAUUCGAACGGAUGAUUAGAAUACCGGGUUUGCAUCCUACUCCUUUUAUCAGCCAUUCUCUGAUAUAGCAGAGCGGCUGGCUGGCUGCAGGUAGCUUCCUGCCAAUGUAAGGAAUGUGGGAAAGGAGAAAAGUAAUCAAUCUUCUGAAGAGAAUCUAGGAUGGGUGCAGAAAGAUGUGACGAGAGAGAGAGGGGAGAGCGAGAGAGAGAGAGAGCGAGAGAGAGAGAUCUUACAGCACAUCCUUCAGCCAUGAGGUGAAGCCACCUUCCUCCUGGCUUUCAAACAGAGAUGAGACAGAUCUUGGUCCUGGCUUGGUGGUCAGUCUUGCCCCUUCCACAUGCUUCAGGAAGGCUGCCCACCAUUAUUAUUUUUUUUUAAAUGAUUUUUUAAUACAGUUGUAUCUCGGGUUACAGACGCUUCAGGUUACAGACGCUUCAGGUUACAGACUCCGCUAACCUAGAAAUAGUACCUCAGGUUAAGAACUUUGCUUCAGGAUGAGAACAGAAAUUGCGCGCCUGUGGCGUGGCAGCAGCAGGAGGCCCCAUUAGCUAAAGUGGUACCUCAGGUUAAGAACAGUUUCAGGUUAAGAACGGACCUCCAGAACGAAUUAAGUUCUUAACCCAAGGUACCACUGUAAAAGAAGGCUGAAUGUUAAAGAAUUUAUCCAUCUGUCCAUUGCAUUAUUUCUUUAUUUGUCUAAUGAAACUUUUUGAAGUGCAAAGCCUUAGUGGAAAGUGGAAUGGUUUGUUGGUGACAUUAUAGGGACAUCGUUCAUCAGUCCUGUACAGGUCUUCUGUUGCAGAUCUACAGAUCACACAGAACACCCUCGCAAAGUCAAUUCUGGAGAGGAAUAGGUACAACAGUGCAACCCUAUGCAUGUCCACUCAGAAGUUGGUUGCGUUGUGUUCAGUGGGACUUAACGCCCAAGCAAAGGUGCCUAGGACUGCAGCUUUAAACUUGCCAGAGGGAGGCCCCAUUCCAGAGCAGCUCCAAUGCUCUAUAAAUGUUAUAUGUUUCUUCACCUACAGAGAAGUAAACAGUAGCUUUAUUCACAAAGCAAAAUAAAUAAAACGUCUUAACUCAAAGCCAUGUUUGUGCCAAUUUGCACGGAGAAUUCCCCUAAUGCAGGCAUCCCCAAAUUCGGCCCUCCAGAUGUUUUGGGACUACAACUCGCACCAUCCCUAGCUAACAGGACCAGUAGUCAGGGAUGAUGGGAGUUGUAGUCCCAAAACAUCUGGAGGGCCGACUUUGCUUAUGACUGCCCUAAUGUAUUAAUACUUCUUUCAAUUACUUCUGGGUGUUUAUUAAGUUGCUAAGAGAGCCAAGAACGAAAUUUUCAGGGGGAAAGCCAUGCUCUUUUUGUGUGUGGCAGAAACGACCAAUGUCACAUGUACAACAUGGGUUGUAGUCAAUUAUUUUUUUGCUAAGAAAUUAAUAGACCCAUGUUACCUAUGUACAUUAUUUUCAGUGGGUCCCCAUACAUUUAAAACACACCCCUCCCCCAAAGAAUCUCGAGAACUGUAGUUUACCCUUCACAGAGCUACAGUUCCCAGUUAACAAACUGCAAACAAACACAUUGGCUAGUCUUUAAGGUGCUGCAGGACCCUAUGUUGCUUUAGAAUAAAGAUGUGUGGUUGUUGUUUUCGCGAUGACUUGUUUGCAAGCCUCUGUUUGUUCAUCAGCAGAAAUAGCUGCAAUGUACUCCCAAGAAUCAGGUUCAAUGACUCCUGGGUGGAGACCUUGAAAAGAGCUGAGAGAGGCAGAAAGGGAGGCUGGGUGUGGAGCCCAGGGUGAAGACAUGGUGAAAAGAAUCAGGUUCACAGAGUUUGAGGGCAUGUGUUGCCUUAGUAACAAGGCCUGAGAGAAGAGAACACCACUGCUGGGAGUUUGUAGUUAUGAGGCAGUCACACAGCACAGAGAUGGACGACCGGUCAGUCCAAGGCAGUUUUGUGGGGAAGGCACACUUGUCCUUUGUGAGUUGACAGUAGGUUCAGAUUAAUGAGAUCUGCUAAGAAAAUUUCAUGGACUGGCAGGAUGCAGAGGAAUGGUGGGAGGAACCAGUUUAGGAACCCCCAAGGGAAGAAGGCUCAAAUCCGGGGAGUGGUGGUGGGACAAUGAUGAGUGGGCAGAGGGGAAAAACUGGGAGGAGGUGGUGUCAGAAGCUGAGGAGGUAACAUGGUUUAGUGAGCAGGAAGAGGCUGUGGCAGAUUGAAGUCCAGAAUCGGAGGCAGAAACUGAAGCAGAAGAGGAGGGAGGCCAAAAGGCGUAGAUGAGUCUGGAUGGUAUGGGUGUCCCACUCCUGCUGUGACAGGCUCUUGUCCCCCUUGGUCUCCCAGAACCAGUGGAGGCAUGAAAAGGACAGAGGGGAGGUUAGAUUCAUGCAGGCGCAGUCUCCAAAUGCUUGGGGGGAAAUCCUGAAGAGGAAGGCACUUAGGCAGCUCUGGGGAGGCGGGGACUUUCAGUCUCAGCAACUGCUUCAUGGAGGCAAGACUUGCCAGAGAUAAGUUGCCGUGCUCAUUAGGUCUGUACAGAUCAUAUUUUUGCUAAUCAAGAGUUAACUCCAACCUGCACAUUGUGAUUUACUGCUGGCUCGCUCCUGGCAGUGCUUAACAGUGCAAGGCUCUGCUCUUGGCAAAAUUGCCAGGCAAUUGCCCGAAAAGCUAAGGAUAUAUCCAGCCAGCUCUGAUCUGAAUAGUUGGGUGGGUGCACCACUCCUUGUCUCAAACGUGAAGGACUCUUCAGCCCAGUUGCAACCCAGAGAGCUUGCACAACACUUUUAACCACUGGAAGAUCUUUCUCUUCCCUUCCAACCGAAACUGGGCAAAUCAGUCCAUUUUGCUUCCUCUCAGUUUCUUUCUUCUUCUUCUCAGUCCUCGGUUGUCCAUAUCAGCUUGUGAUUUUUUUAAAAAGUCCUUGUGAAGAUUCAUCGGCAUUUUGGUGCAAAAAUUCUCCCAAUCUGCACAUUUUUGCAUGCAGUUUUGCCCAAAACACAUUUUUGCAAAGCAAUAUAUCCCUAGUAUAAUGCCUUUUCACGGAUGUGUGCAUUUCAUGACCCUAGUACGUGCAUUUUUGCACACAAUACUCGGCUGGUGGGCUGCCCUGCUAAAUUCAAAAUGCUAAUUCAGAGUGGGCAGCUCUGUCCUGUACACUGUGAAAUGGAUUUUUUACUUUAUAACUGUAGAGGUAAUGUGUAAAGCAGGGGAUGGCAAGGUUUACCUCGCCUGGGCCGGUUCACUCCAGCAGAGAUCCCUCUGUGGGCUUGAUUGCUCUUGUGCCUGCGAUUUCCGGCGUCUGUGCCGACGCAAUUUCCGGCACUGCAGAAGCAAGUCCCUGCACCACGCUGCGCCAGUUUAGCGUAGCGCACAGGAACUCGCCAAGCGGGCGGCUCAGUUCGGGGGCAGCUCGGGGGCCGGUUAAAGGACCCCCAUGGGCCACUUGUGGCCCAGGGGCCUUAGGUUGCCUAUCCCUGGUGUAAAGCAUAUGUAACGAGCUUUUGAAUCAAAGCAUACAGCGAUGUUGAGGAAUUUUUCUCACAAAGCUGCUCUUUAUUUCAUUUUUUAAUCAUUCCCCCUGUUUGCUACUGUUUGACAGAUGGGUAAAAUCUAAUAUUUCAAGGUUGCUUAUAAAGUGAUCAAGCAGAAACUAACCUGCCGUUGACCUUAUGAAGAAUGAGAGAGGGUUUCGCAACUGCUAGGUGUGCACUCCAGUCUCACUUCCUGCACUCUGUUCAAUCUAGAUUUGGAUGUCAAAAUGCUUUAGAAUAUGGGUGGCCAGCCCACUGUCUGACAGAUGUUGCUGGACGAAAUUAGAAGAACCUGGCUGGAUCAGAGCAAAAGUCUACUUGGUUCAGUAUCUUUUUUUCCAUUUAUUUUUUCCAUUUUCAUUUUCAAAAGCAGGAACAGAGAGCUUGCUUAAUCCCUCUCCCCUCCUGCUCGUCCCACUUACAACUUCAUACCAAAUACAGCAUGUAUACAUAUACCAUAUGACUUCCCUUCCACCCUUUUCCUGGUUCCUUUGCUUUUCUACUACUCUGCGUAAUCCACAUCUUUUUAAUCAUCCAAUUUGUUAUCUAUUAAAAACUCUUAUCUAUUUCAGCUCUGCUGGAUUUACUCCAGACCUGCUAAGCUACGUAUUUGUUUAUACUGGUUCUUAAAAUAUUCAAUAAACAUUACCCAUUCCUCCUUGAAUUCCUUAUCUUCGUUUUCUCUUAUCCUGUUCGUCAGACCAGCCAGUUCAGCAUAUUUGAACAUUUUACAUUUUACCAUACUUCUUAUCCACCUUUGUGCCAAUAUUGGGUUCUAGCUGCAGCCAUGGCAUAUAGUAAUAAACUCUUUUGUUUUUUGGGGACCUCUGUUAUGACCAUCGCCAAAAGGAAAAUCUCAGGUGUUUUGGGGGAAAUUAUUAUUAUUAUUUUAAAAUCAUUAUAUUUGUUGUUUAGUCAUUUAGUCGUGUCCGACUCUUCGUGACCCCAUGGACCAGAGCACGCCAGGCACUUCUGUCUUCCACUGCCUCCCGCAGUUUGGUCAAACUCAUGCUGGUAGCUUCGAGAACACUGUCCAACCAUCUCAUCCUCUGUCGUCCCCUUCUCCUUGUGCCCUCCAUCUUUCCCAACAUCAUGGUCUUUUCCAGGGAGUCUUCUCUUCUCAUGAGGUGGCCAAAUUAUAUUUAGUUUCCCAAAUUAUAUUUUUCCCAAAUAUAUAUUUAGUUUCCAAUAUUCCUUAAUUACUUUAUAGGACCACCACAUGUGGAAAAAUGAUCCCUCAUUUUCCUUAUACUUCCAACAUAAACCUUUUUCUUAUUUAGACAUUUUCGUCAGUCUGGUGGGUGUUAAAUACCAUCUGUAUCCUAGUCUCACAGUGACCAAGCAGAUGCUCAUGAAAAGCCCAGAAGAGUGAGCUGUGCUUGCCAUUUCUAGCAACUGGUUUUCAGAGGCACCAGAGGCACAAAACACCAGAGCUAGAAAAACAUACUCUUAUAGAUUUGGAGGGGGGGACCCCCUAAACCCUAGAAAUUAAUAAAUGGUAGGAUUGUGUUGAUUUGGCAUUUGAAGAGAGAAAUACAAGCUGCAGAGGAAUUCCUGGGCUAGCCUGUGCAAAAAUGACCUGGCCAAGCCUGGGCCAUUAAGAAGCAAUACAGGGCCAUUGAGGGCUAUUGGCAAUGUGAGAGAAAUGCUCUCCCCUUGCCCUGAGGCGUGAACAAAGAUUGGGGGGUUGGAAGGUUGCCUGGGUAAUUGGGUGUGAGGGGAUAGAAAGAGAGUCCUGAGCAAGGGUUGCUGGGGAGAAUGAAGGGAGGAAGAAAGAAUGGGAUCCAUCUUGGACAGGCUGGCUGAAGGCUGGCUGGGAGAAAUGCCUUAGAUUCCAGGGCUGCGCUGCUGUGGGGGACAAGCCACAGAGGACCAUGCUGUAAGAUCUGGACUCCCCUCAUGCAGACUGAUGGUGUACAUAGGUGAAUAAGCCAUAUUUCUUAAAGCUACAACAGUCUUUGCCAGGUCUCAAUUCUCCAAAGGAACACAGACCCUGAGUGAGUGCCUGGAAACCCAUUGCUUGGCAGAGAGAGAGGGAAGGCAACCCAACUUUUGUAACAAUACUCACUGUGGCUAGAAGCCAUUGAUAGCUUUAUCAACCACAGAUUUGUCUAAUUCUCCUUCAAAGCCAUCCAAGUUGGUGGCCACCACUUCAUGUUGUAGGAACCAAUUCCACCAUUUAACUAAGGGCUGUAUGAAGAAGCACUGACUUUUGUCUGCCCUGAAUCUUUCAACAUUCAAGUUCCUUGGACAGCUCUGGGUCCUAAUCCUAUGAGAGAAUGAGGAAAAUGUCUCUAUGUCCACUUUUCCUGCACUAUGCAUAAUUUUAUGCACCAGUAUUACUUACUGUGAAGGGAUGCGGGUGGCGCUGUGGGUUAAAUCACAGAGCCUAGGACUUGCCGAUCAGAAGGUCGGCAGUUCGAAUCCCCGCAAUGGGGUGAGCUCCCGUUGCUCGGUCCCUGCUCCUGCCAACCUAGCAGUUCGAAAGCACGUCAAACUGCAAGUAGAUAAAUAGGUACCGCUCUGGCGGGAAGGUAAACGGCGUUUCCGUGCGCUGCUCUGGUUUGCCAGAAGUGGCUCAGUCAUGCUGGCCACAUGACCCGGAAGCUGUACGCUGGCUCCCUUGGCCAAUAAAACGAGAUGAGCGCCGCAACCCCAGAGUCGGCCACGACUGGACCUAACGGUCAGGGAUCCCUUUACCUUUAUUACUUACUGUAGUUUUAAACUACAACUCCCAUAAUCCCCAAUGAUGGGCCAUGUUCACUUGGGCUGAUGGGGGUUGGAGUCCAACAAAUCUACACAGACAGAACCGAAGCAGACUGAUGCGGCAUUAAAUGGGUACAGCAAAGCUUAUAAUUGUGCCUUCCUUUCCCCUUCUUUGCAGAUCUUUGGCUGCUGGGUCUGGAUCCUCGUAGCAGCUACCAAUGUGUACUUCCCUUUGCUGCAGGGAUGGGUCAUGUAUGUCUCUCUCACUUCCUUUCUCAUCUCGCUGAUGCUUCUAAUGUCCUACCUGUUUGGCUUCCACAAAAACUUCGCCUCCUGGAGAAUCCUGGUAAGAGGUGGGACACACACAGAGUUUAUGCCAUGUACAGGAUGCAAAUUUAGAAAACACAUUGCUAUUUAUUAAUUGAAUUUAUACACCGCCCUAUACCUGGGGGUCUCAGGGCGGUUCACAGAAUAAAAUCAAGAUAUAAAACCACAAAAUACAUAAUAAAAAUAAAAACAACAACCCAAUAGCCCUCCCCCAAACCCCACAUUUUAAAAGGGCAAAGGAUGUAAAUCAGAUCAACCAAAGGCCUGGUUAAAAAGGAAUGUUUUUGCCUGGUGCCUAAAGGUGUAUAAUGAAGGCGAACUUCCCUGGGGAGAGUAUUCCACAGAUGGGGAGCCACUGCAGAGAAGCCUAUUCUCGUGUUGCCACCCUCUGGAACUUGCUACAGUGGUACCUCGGGUUACAGAUGCUUCAGGUUACAGACGCUUCAGGUUACAGACUCCAAUAACCCAGAAAUAGUACCUCGGGUUAAGAACUUCGCUUCAUGAUGAGAACAGAAAUCGCACGAUGGCGGUGCGGUGGCAGCGGGAGGCCCCAUUAGCUAAAGUGGUACCCCAGGUUAAGAACAGUUUCAGGUUAAGAAUGGACCUCUGGAACAAAUUAAGUUCUUAACCCGAGGUGCCACUGUUAUUAUUUUGCAGCUUGUUUUAGCUGUUGUAAUGCACUAUGUGAUUUUUAAUUGCAUUUUUAAAAAUUUAUUAUUUGAUUUCUUACAGAUAGUAUUUCACGGCAUUGCAAUUUAGCAAAUAAGUAAUGCAGUGAAAUACAAUGUAAAGAAAUGAGAGCAACAGUAAAACUACAAUUAGAAAUCAAUAUGAAUGCCUUAAUGAGACGGGUGUGCUGUCUCCCAUCUCCAACCACAAACCCACAGGCAUGCCCUAAACCAGGGGUCGGCAAGGCUUACUGGGCAUGGGCCAGAUCACUCCCGCAGAGAUCCUCCGUGGGUCGGACUGGCGCAACGCGAAGCCGGAAAUCGCGUCUGCGAAUAUCCACCGCUUUGGAAAUCGCUUCUGUGCCUGCCCAGACGCCGGAAAUCGCACCUGUGCAGAAGUGAUUUUUGGCGUCUGGGCAUGCGCAGAAGUGAUUUCUGGAGCCGCUUCCAGCCCAUGGGUCUUAGGUUGCCGACCUCUGCCCUAAUCCACCAGAAGGAAACUCAUGGGCCACUGGUGGUCCAAGGACCAGAGUUUGGAACCCCUGACCUAGGCAAACCAUCAGCAUCCAGCAUAGCUCUCAGGGCUGACCCAAGUCAAUUUGGCAGCUGAGGCAAACCACAAAAUAGUGCCCCCUCCUUGACAGGGAAGAAGGGGGGUGGGUGAAGAUCUACAGCAAGAACAAGGCCAGAAUAAAGAUCUACAACCGGGAUCUGCUGCCCCUUUGGAUCCUUUGAUCUGAGGCAGUCACCUCACCUUGCCUCAUGGUAUUUUUCUAGAAAAAGAGGUGCUGGAACUCACCAUGAACACCUCCCUCAUUCUCUUAGAAUGGCAAUGGCACCCACCUGAGAAGUGCUGGAACUGAGUUCCAGAGAGUUCCGGAUGGAAAAAAAAAAGCCCUGCCUGGCCCUGAUGGUUCCUUCACCCUCUCCUCAUGACAAAUAACAUAUCUUCUAAACCUGCACAAUGUACAUAACAUAGACUGCAGAACUGAACUUUUCACUUUUUAAAAGGCCCUGAUCUGGACAUGAACCUGUUGCUCUUCUUCUGCUUUUUAGGAUAGCCUUUAUCAUGGAGCUACUGGCAUCCUCUACAUGAGUGCUGCGGUCCUGCAGGCCAAUGCAACCAUCCGCUCGGAGACAGAAGUGCCCCCAGAGUCUUCGCCCCUCUACUAUCAGCUCAAUGCUGCUGCUACGGUGAGAUAACUCUUAUGUGCUCCACCAGCUGAAUUUGGUUUGGUAUGUUUGUGAAUGUGGGGUCAAGGGGAGGCCAAGUUCAAGUCACCCUGCUUCUGCUACGGACUCACCAUGUUGUUGUUGUUUAGUCGUGUCCGACUCUUCGUGACCCCAUGGACCAGAGCACGCCAGGCAUUCCUGUCUUCCACUGCCUCCUGCAGUUUGGUCAAACUCACGCUGGUAGCUUCGAGAACACUGUCCAACCAUCUCGUCCUCUGUUGUCCCCUUAUCCUUGUGCCCUCAAUCUUUCCCAGCAUCAGGGUCUUUUCCAGGGAGUCUUCUCUUCGCAUGAGGUGGCCAAAGUAUUGGAGCCUCAGCUUCACGAUCUGUCCUUCCAGUGAGCCCUCAGGAUAGGUUUGAUCUUCUUGCAGUCCAUGGGACUCUCAAGAGUGUCCUCCAGCACCAUAAUUCAAAAGCAUAAAUUCUUCGGCGAUCAGCCUUCUUGCUGCGCGUUAAUAUCUCUUAGCCCAGGUGUGGGGAACCUUCAGAUGUUGCUGAACGACAACUCCCACCAUCCCUGGCCAGUGGCCAUGCAUUGUUGGGGCUGAUGCAACCUGUAACUCAGUAACACCCAGAGGGCCAAAGGUUCCCCACACCUGUCUUAGCCUUGGUGAAACCCAUCUGUAAAAUGGGUGCAAUAGUUCAUGGGAUCACCAUGACGCUUAUUGACAGGCUGAAAAAUAUUUUGCCAACUAAAAGGGCGUAUCUUUCAACCAGCAAUAAACCCCAUCCAAUUGGGCUUCUGUUGAUUAUAUACCCAGUGAAUCAUUUGAUUUUGAUCUCCUAUUUUGUUAAUAUAAUGACCACCAUAUUUUACCUUAUUUCGGCACUUUCAAAGGCAGAGAUGUCACUGAUUGCUUCUUUGUCCAAAUAUGCUUUGAUGUGCAACCUGUGAUCUUUUGCACUGAACGAAGUCAAUUUAUCUGCCAGGAUAAUCCUGAAUCACGACAUAAAGAAUAUGGCAGGUGGCAGGUGGACUUUAUCCAUGCCUUUUAUUAGCAGUAACUUGGAACCUAAGUGUCCUAAGUGUCCUUUCCAUGAAGGAAAGGACUGCUUCCAUGUGUGUAAGGACUUCUGAUUCAGUGAAGCAGUGUGUGCAAUUUUUGCUGUAUGUCCUCUACAACCUCCCAGGUCACCCCUCAUCCUGUCCUGCAAGUUCUUCCAACCAGCAGUGGCUGAUGUCCAUUGGAGCUGGUAGGGCAGAAUGUAGGGAGCCCAGACAAUAGAUGGAACCAGUCAAAGACAAGCAGAGCCAACUAAUUCUGGUUUUGUCUCCAUCCUCCUCCCUGCUGAGUUCUGCCAGGGGCAACAUUGAGUCUAAGGAGCAGGAAGCUGACAGAAACUGCCACUCUUGGACUGGCUGUAAGAAGGUCAGGGCUGGCUGGGAACAGAACUGAGUUUGGUAGGGCAGGACCUCAUUCACGUUUUGUGGGGGAGAACUGUAAAUUUUAAGUUGAAACCUGGCAGAAGAAUGUGAUGACAUUCGUAUGUAAUGCUAAACCACGAUUUAGUGCUAGGAGAAUGAGCCCAUGCAAGUCUUGAACUUGUGCACUCCUCCCUCUUGCACACCCAUGAGGAAGGGUUCAGAAGCUCCCGCUUCCAUUGUCGACUAACCCCAGGUUAUCAUGACAUCCAAAGCCAGUAAAACUAUGGUUAGUCUUAACUAUGAUUGGCUAAAGCAAGGCAUAUUCAAACCAUGGUUUAUGAAGCGGUAGUUUUACUAAACCACAGUUGUGAUUAAACGCAGUUUAUACUGUUGUUAGUCACAAAUGGAGGCGGGAGCUCCUGGUUUUUUGCACUAGAAGAGGGAAGGGAGAAAUGUGCUAGCCCAAGCCUCUCACAGGCUCAUCUGUAAUGUUAAACAGUGGUUUAGCAAAUUGAGGAAAUGUAGCCUAUUUGUAUACUCCAAAGACUCUUUGAUUUUCUUUGUAUGAAAAACUUAGUACAAUAAAUCUCAGUGAGUCUUGAUGAUACACACAGGAAUUCAGGGGGAAGUUUAUACCACUCAAGAUUUAAAGGGCAAAUUGUUGGUGCCUUGCUGUUUAUGCCUCAUCACAUUAGAAUAGAUUACAUCCAUUUCCCACUGAUUAGCUCAAUUAAUAAAAUGCAGUGUUCAUCUGAUAGGUUGUUUUUGUUCAUUGUCAUAAUUUGCUAAUCUAAUUCUAAUCAGGUAGCGCAUGACACACUUUGGUGGGUAAACAUUUGUUAGCUGCACCUACUUAGUUGUUCCCAUGAAAUUAUGAUGACAAGGGGCUCCAGAGUCACAGCCCUUCAUUGCCACUGGCAUCUAAGCAUUUGCCUUGGAGCAAUCAGGGCUGACUGUCAGUGUCUCUUUCAUUUUCCUGGGAUGUGACAUCCGUAACCGUUUGGAUUUGAGGUAGGAAAGGGCCAUAGCUCCAAUAUAUGAGUGUGUGUUUUGCAUGCAAAAGCUCCUGGGCUCAAUCCUCAGCGUCUCCGGAGAAAGCUGGGAAAGACUCCAGGUAUUUUGAAACCCUAGGGAGCUGCUGCCAGUCAGUGGAGGCAAUACUAACCUAAAUGGACCAAUGGUCUAACUCAAUAUAAGGCAGCGAAGUUCUUAUGCGGUGAGGUGAAGGCAGAUUGGAAUGUGGUGAGAGAAAGAGAAACAACUUGAAGUUUUGAUUUGGUGAAGUGCUGCAAGUUGCUUUGCCCUUCAGAGUGUACGUUCUUACCCAAACUAUGUGGCAGCAGAGUCCGAUUUGCUACCGAUGAGACAAGGGCUGGAGAACUGCAGGCAAUUUGGGGAGUGUUAAGUUGUGGGUGAACAUAUCAGACGACACAGCGAUUCUUCAAACAGCUCUUGUUUAUUCACAGGCCAGGACAGAAAUUGAGCUGAAGGGUUCAGCCAACCUGCUUAUAUAGAGCUCCAGUACAACGUAACUGUAACAACUUUCUGUAACUAUCCAAUCACUGAACGUCACUUUCAAUUCCUUAUUUGCAUAUGUGGACCUGAGUAAAAACUAUCUACAGUAUCCCCCUGCUGGCUCAGGGUGAGAACUUCAGUACAUAACAGGGAGCAUGCAGUUUGUAAAUAAGAAGGGAAGGGAUUCCUGGUGUUAUGUACUGAGUUGAAUAGGAUCCAAAAUGCAGCAGCCUGAUUGGUCUUAGAACAAUAGGAUUCAGAAUGCAGCAGCCUGAUUGGUCCUAGAACAAUAGGCUCCAGAAUGCAGCAGUCUGAUUGGUCCACAGGAGCCACCCAAUCCAGCUCCAGGUGGAAGUGAAUCCGCAACCUGAUUGGUCUACAGGAGAAUCCCGGAAUUAGCCUAUCACGUGGGGCCCAUUGUGUAAAUAAUGUAUAUAAAGCAGACAUUCUGGGGGAACUUCCAUUCCUCCUCACCACUAUGAGCUGAAUAAAGAGCAUGAAAUCCACACUCGACUCCGAGUAUAUUUCACCUGGCCUGGUUGCCAUGCCAAUGAGGACAUGCCUUCUGAGUCCAAGAUGCCCUGUGGGGUUUUUUGGAGGACCAGUUAGAGCUGGGGGACUUGUGUGUUUGAUCAUGGCGAAGACAUGAUGCCUCACCAGGGCACUCUUCAGUCCUUGACUUGAGACCUUAAUCAUUUCGAUCUGCAGAUGUGGCACUUUUACAAGUGCCACAAAAUGUCUGUUCUUCCCCAGUGAAGAACUGAUCUUUCAUUGUGGUUUCACCUACACUCUAGGACUCCUUGCUCACUGAUAUGAGUCAGGCGCUGUAUUAUUUCAGGCACUUGCUAAAAUCCAUUUUGUUUAAGUAAGCUGACCUGUAUAUGUAAAACUGAUGUGCCUUUUAAUAGGUAAUUUUCUUUCUUUUUCAUAAUGUGCAUUUUUAAACUACUGAUUUUAUUCAUAUUUUGAAUCGUUUUUAGGUCACCUUGCCCUUGGCUCCUGUCUUUCACAGAUAAUCUUAGUGUGUAUCUUAUGCUUUAUGUAAACCGGUUAGAGGUUUUGGCAAUCAAGUGGUGUGCUCCAAAUUUCAUUAAUUAAAUAGAUAAGGUGAAUCUAGCCCACAUGUCAGGCUGCACCAGCCUCUCCCAGCGCAGGGAGUCAAAGGUGAUGCUUUUGGAUUAGCACUGCCUGUCUGACUACUCCCUUUCCAUCUACUUUAUAUAAGAGAGAUAAACUAUUAGAAAAGCAACAAAAGCUUCCAAUAUCCUCUCCUCAGAAGAAAAUGACCCAGGGAAGCUGGGAGAGCAAAAACAUGUUCCUAUUACUCUAAUCACCUCUCUUCUCCCUCCCUUUUUCUCUUUUUCAGUUCUUUGCAUUCAUCACCACGCUGCUGUAUAUUCUUCAUGCCUUCAGCAACUACUACCAGUGAAAACUGCCGGGGACGUAUAUAACAUAAGGCCUAAUUUUCCCUCCAUGGAAUCCGUGUCCCAAAACAAAUUCACAUUUGCGUAAGGACAGAGCCCAGUUGAAAUUGUGGCCAUUCAUCACCUAGCGGCACCUUCUCAUUUUAGGUGAAAGAGAUAUUGGGUUUUAUUUCAACCUGCCAUUUCACUCAAGCUGUGUUGUGUAAGAAACUGCAGUAGAAAUAUUACCACCCAAUCCUUGAUAAUCACAGUUAUCCAGAGUCAUGGUCUGUUCCCCUAGAGUUGUGCCUUGGAAGACCUGUGUAAAUAAUACACCCAUUUUUCUAAAUCAGUGUGUGUUUGUGGGGGGUUCUUCUUCAAAGUACUUGUACCAUUUCCAAACCAACUCCUCUGCUGAUGAAGCCGGGUAUAUCUGCUCUGGAACUCUAGCACGUUGCAGAGGAUUCUGGGAUAUUUUCUAGGUGAGCACAGAUAAUAAGAGGCACUGGCCAAGUCUGUGGAGCCCCACCAUUGCUCAGCUUAAACUCAGAAAUGUGCUCUCAAAUGUGUCUCACAAUCUCCCGCCUCUGCGUGUCACAGGAAACAUGGGCGGCAGCGGGCAAACUGUCUUUCAGGGAAGCUUGUCUAUGACUAUAUUUUUCUGACUACGUUCCUUUGAGAAACUUCCAGACAAUUCCAGAGCUUCCCCGAAGAACAGUUUGAAAACUAUUCCCUCAGGCCAUUUGGAUAAAACCAUGUUUGGCCUGACAGUGACCGUCACAAACAAAUGAAUACCGUUGUCCAGAUGACCAUUAAGAAAGAUUCAUGUGUUACUUUCUGAUGCUGUAGUAUUGUCACAUGGUAUUUUUACCUCAUCAAAUGCGUGUGGGACGUAUAUUUUGAAAAUGUUCCUGCAAGUGGUAAAAGAUUGUAUUUACUCCAGGGGAUGAAUAAAUAUAAAUUCUGGCUUGUCAUCCUGUCACAAUGAUAUUACUGGGUCAAAGAGCAACGUGUGAAUUGCCCUUUCAGUACUACUGAUAUAUGCUAAAGGUUUUUCUGUCCUUUGUUAUUACAGAGAAUGUUUGUUUUUAUGGGGAAACAUGAAGUAACUUAUUGGUAAAUCUGUGUGGGUUUUUUUUAAAAAUAGUUUUGUUCUCCAUUUUAUAUUGCUAUUUUAGUGAACUAUCUUUUGCUAGGAUAAUAUGGCUGACUGUUCUCUCUGAUUGGCUCACGUAUGUCUCUUUUGCUGUGCUGUAAAAUAAAUCUCACUGGAGAUCUGCCUCCCACUAUAUCUGCGUUCCUGUGUAUGUAGAUGUAGAUGCAGAAGAUGUAAUUGAGGACAUGUUUUUGCCAUGAAGUCUAAACUGCCACAGAAGAACAGGUUGUAGGCUUGUGGGGACCAUUAGGGGGCCAGAGCUUUCUAAGGAUCCAUCUAGACCAUUACAUAUUUCCAAACAUAACUACCGUACUGUAAGCCAUGGGUCACUCCCAGAAAAGGGGAAGAAAUUCAGUUUUGUUUGCAUUUUAAUGAGAAACUACCUGAUUUGCAAGCUCUUCAGUAAAUACAAGAACCAAAACACAGCUAUCCAUCUGAAUUGGCACCUCUCUGAAUUUUGCGAUACAGCCGCACAACCAGAAGAUGUGUACAGAAAUCCAUGUAUUAGGGGAAAGUGUGCAUAAAACUUCAUAAAUUAGUGAAAGUAACACACACAAAUACAUUAUGUUAGGGAAACCCACUUGCAAAAAUGUGUAUAUUAGUCAAAACUGCAUACAAAAACGGUUUGUUUGUUUUUUAAGGAGAAAGUCACGCUAAAAUGCUGGUGGAUUUAUGAGGAUUUUUUUUUUUUUUAAACCAACACUUGUGAAUUUCUGCUUAAAUGUGAAGAACUGAAUUCAAGAUUUGGAAAAAUGAAAAACUGACAGAAACCUAAUUGACAUAUUUGUCCGUUCCCCAUCUCUGCUGGUGGUAUCAGCCUGCUUCUCGAUAAAGGAGAACAAUG